This is a messenger RNA of Lolium rigidum, 360 nucleotides long. RefSeq lists its product as uncharacterized. The record is from RefSeq and is a predicted model, not a curated record. The coding region runs from base 1 to 360 and encodes 119 amino acids. NCBI's taxonomy places the organism in Eukaryota, Viridiplantae, Streptophyta, Magnoliopsida, Poales, Poaceae. The transcript has 2 exons.
AUGGCAAGGCUGUUUGUUGUGUGCUUGGUUAUCCUUACCUUCGCCACGGCCGUGGCGACGUCGAGGGCGCCAAUAACAGCGGCGGCGGGCGGCGCCGAUGACUGCGACGGCGACGUGCAGGCCCUGGUUGCCAACUGCCAACAGUACGUCCAGUUCCCGGCGAACCCGAAGAUCGACCCGUCGGCGGCCUGCUGCGGCGUGAUCCAGAACGCCGACAUACCGUGCCUGUGCGGCAAGGUCACCCCGGAGGUGGAGAAGUUCAUCUGCAUGGACAAGGUCGUCUUCGUCGCCGCCUACUGCAAGAGGCCCUUCAAGGCUGGCUCCACCUGUGGAAGCUACCACGUUCCUCCGAUCGCAUAA